Molecule: messenger RNA, 2083 nt
Organism: Mus musculus (house mouse)
Lineage: Eukaryota; Metazoa; Chordata; Mammalia; Rodentia; Muridae
Gene: Emc10
Product: ER membrane protein complex subunit 10
Exons: 7
Coding region: 131-904 (257 amino acids)
Cellular component (GO): extracellular region; endoplasmic reticulum membrane
Source: RefSeq, a predicted model, not a curated record
CCUAGAGACCCGGAUGGAGAAAUGGCCGCCCUGACUGCGGGAGCAGGCGGACGGGCGCUAGUGCGCAGGCGCGGCGUGCGGCGCAGGCGCGUGAGCCUCAGGAUGAACCCUGUGUUUCCUAGCGGGCUGUAUGGCUCUCGGUUUUUCUCAACGCUCCCGUAUGGUGGCCGCGGGUGCCGGGGUGACCCGGCUGCUAGUGCUCUUGCUGAUGGUAGCCGCGGCUCCUAGCAGAGCCCGAGGCAGCGGCUGCCGGGUCGGGGCCUCCGCGCGUGGGACCGGGGCCGAUGGCCGUGAAGCUGAGGGCUGUGGCACCGUGGCUUUGCUGCUGGAGCAUUCAUUUGAGCUCGGUGAUGGAGCCAACUUCCAGAAGCGAGGCUUGCUGCUCUGGAACCAGCAGGAUGGCACCCUGUCGGCAACACAGCGACAGCUCAGUGAGGAGGAGCGUGGCCGACUCCGGGAUGUGGCUGCUGUCAAUGGCCUCUACAGGGUCCGGGUCCCGAGGCGGCCUGGGACACUUGAUGGUUCAGAAGCUGGCGGCCAUGUGUCUUCCUUCGUCCCAGCGUGCUCCCUGGUGGAGUCGCACCUUUCGGACCAGCUGACCUUGCACGUGGAUGUGGCUGGCAACGUGGUGGGCCUGUCUGUGGUGGUGUACCCUGGGGGCUGCCGGGGCUCCGAGGUGGAAGAUGAGGACCUGGAGCUGUUCAAUACAUCUGUGCAGCUGCGGCCUCCCAGCACUGCUCCAGGCCCCGAGACUGCAGCCUUCAUUGAGCGCCUGGAGAUGGAGCAGGCCCAGAAGGCCAAGAACCCACAGGAGCAGAAGUCUUUCUUUGCCAAAUACGGGCCUCAGAAGCCCCCCAUGUCAGGAACUGAGGUCUGGCAAACCUCAGCCCUUGCAUCUCUGUGAGGGCUGGCCCUUCCCAUGGCCAGGCUGCUGACCUGCCUCCCUCCCUCCUCAGUGGCACCUCAUCCUGGGGGGGGCCGUGUUGCUCACAGCCCUACGUCCUGCUGCCCCAGGGCCUGCACCAGCGCCAACGGAGGCCUAAGUGAGGACACAGUCCCCUGCCCGCCUUGCCCUCUGCCCAUGCCCUCCUGUCCCUCCUGUCCCCUGCCCUGGCCCUGCCUGUAGUGACUAGGGGACCCAGCCCCUCCCCUCUGUGGCCCUGGCCCUGGGCCAUCCUCAUCACUUACCUCCCUUCCUCUCUGCCUGUCUCUGUGUCCACCUGUCCUGCCUGCAGUGGAUGUACAUCAUUCCAGUUGUGCUGUUCCUCAUGAUGUCGGGAGCGCCGGACGCUGGGGGCCAGGGCGGCGGUGGGGGCGGGGGCAGCAGCCGGUGAGCAGCUGUGCCACCUAGAGCCCCCCCCAGAGCCAGCCCAAGAAGGAGUUCCUGUCCCCACAUUUCCCUAUUGCAUGAAUAUGGAAGGCUGUCCCUUCAGUGAGCCCUCUGGCCUUCCUGUAAGCCCCUCUUUCUGUCCCUGAGCCUCUCUCUCAUCCUGUUGACUGAGAGCUUGGGUGGACCUCCCUGUAGCCAGCUCACUGCAACUGUGUCCCACCAUGUGGCACUGUGCUCCUCUGUCUGCUAAACACCCACCAGCCUGCCCCACCCCACCCCACCAUACACUUUGGGAACUUGCCAAGCUCUCUCCAGCCUCUGUGCCUUUGCCCUGCAGGCCCCGUGCGCCCCUCACUGUCACUCUCCAGCCCUUUGCCAAGGAUCUGUGGCCCAGAGGCCUCUGCUCUUAGUGGCUAGGUCAGCCUCCAGCCCACUGUCCAGGUGGCAUGCUGUCUUCUUUGCCCCCCUCUCUGGUGCCCCAGAAUACCAUGGUGACCUACCACUAUCCUUUCUGCCUUUGGAUGUCAUAGCCUGGAUCUGUCACCAGGAGAGGAUUGUGGGCCUCCACGUUAGUCUGUGAAUGCACACUUCGAGUGACUUGUGUGCAGGUUUUGAGAGCCGGUUUUGCACUAGCUGCUCGACAGCUGCUGGCAUGGCCGUGCUCUUGCACAUGCGCCGCUGUGGGCAUGGGGAUUGCUGUGCAGCCUCAGCUGUGUUGUGUGGCUGCUGAUUAAACUGUCCCCUAAACAGCCA